Messenger RNA from Oncorhynchus mykiss (rainbow trout), 3481 nucleotides. It is a transcript of the gene ovol1a, whose product is annotated as ovo-like zinc finger 1a. Gene Ontology annotation, cellular component: nucleus. NCBI's taxonomy places the organism in Eukaryota, Metazoa, Chordata, Actinopteri, Salmoniformes, Salmonidae. Gene Ontology annotation, molecular function: RNA polymerase II cis-regulatory region sequence-specific DNA binding; DNA-binding transcription factor activity, RNA polymerase II-specific. Gene Ontology annotation, biological process: regulation of transcription by RNA polymerase II; epidermal cell differentiation. The record is from RefSeq and is a predicted model, not a curated record.
UGAAUAAAGGAAAGAAAGGAAUAGCCUACCUGUGUUGCCUCUGACAAACCUCUGAAUUCACCGUGUUGUGUUGUGUGGCUGUGAAUCGGAAUACUUAUCGGCGGUCUACCUGACAAACUCCGAGGAUAGAACGUCGCCUGAAGGUACGGGCACACCUGAACAAGCGAACUCACCUGCAGAGACGCUACCGGGGCGGUUUUCGUGGAGUGUGGGCUUGGAGAACAACAACGGAGAAAAAGAGAAAGAAAACGGGAUAGGUAGAAGACAAACUACAGAGCUACAAAGUUUGUUGUUAAGGUGGAGAAGGAGGGAGGGGAACAAUCCCCACGGUUUAUUUAUUUUUUUCCAGCGGGAAGUUUUUUUUUUUUCUCACGAGUUUACAUAAAGUAUAUUGAUUAGACGAAGGCGACAGAUUAACCGUAAAAACCGACCAUGCCGCGAGCCUUCCUCGUUAAGAAGGCGAGAUACUCUCCCGGUAAGCGGAACUGGAGCGAGCUGCCAGACCACGAGCGCGGGUACGUCUAUAUCCCAGUGUCUGCAUUCCCCUUAUUGGAGGAGACUGAAGCCAGCCCAGCAGAGACCGCUCUCUGCCUCUCCACGACGACACGCUACGAGUUCACCAAACGCACGGAUUCCCUCCUGCGUGACGAGCACAGCGUGAUGGCCCCGAGAGCGGAGCUGCCCUCGUGCACGUUGCUGGGUCGGGGGUUAGAGGUCAAGAGGAGGGCACAGAGCAGCACCUACGUCCGCUCCAAAAUCAAGGUGACUACAGGUCAGCUACCCAGUGAGAUUCCAAUACCUCCCCAGCCUGCCGUCCCCGAAAUCACCACCACACCUGUUGCCUUGACGACGUCCGCUACUGCACCGGUCUCCACAGUAACGAAGUCAGGGACAGGUGCUCAGGCGUCGUUCGUGUGCCAGGUGUGUCAGAAGGUGUUCCAGUACCAGAGGAUGUUGAACCGACACCUGAAGUGUCACAGUGAUACUAAGAGACACCUGUGUAACCACUGUGGUAAAGGAUUCAACGACACCUUCGACCUGAAGAGACACGUCAGAACACACACAGGAGUGCGUCCCUACAAGUGCUCUCUGUGUGACAAGGCCUUCACCCAGCGUUGCUCUCUAGAGUCUCACAUGAAGAAGAUCCACGGUGUGACCCUGCAGUACGCCUAUAAGGAGAGACGCAACAAACUCUACGUCUGUGAGGAGUGUGGCCACACCGCCUCUUCCCAGGAUGUACUGCUCAAACACUACCACGCCCUCCACCCCAACUCCGCCUUCCUGAGGGCGAAGGGGGGGAGAGGGGGUGAGGGGGGUGAGGAGUCAAUGCCUGGGUCGCCGCUUUCGAACAGUCAAUAUAGUGAUGAUACUACAGGAUCAGGGGGGCAGUAGAGGGAGGGAGGGAGGGGGCAGUAGAGGGAGAGAGGGAGGGAUGAGGAGAGGGAGUUGCGUUUUUGACAAAACCAUCUACAGGGUCGUAUUCAUUAGGGCAUGUAAAGUAAUGUGUUCAUGACAAUUUAACGUUUCCUAUUGGACAGAUGCAAGGUCGUCUCUGCCUGUUUCAGGCCAUUUACUUCGGUUUGGUGCCUAAUGAAAACGACCCAGGUAGAUGUAAAUGAAAUCUAACGUAGUGGCAACGUGUGAGAUUAGGAUUGAGAUUAUGUCUAGUUUGAGAUUGUUAUGGUUCUUAUCAAGAAAAACAUAUAUAUAUAUAUAUAUAUAUUAUGCAGUAAAGGGUUUAAUAUAUUUAUUUUGUUAUAAAUUGAAUAUGUGUAUGUUAUGAAUUUGAUUGAUAAAAAGAGACAAUGUUUGUUUUUGGGUUUACACUUCUGAAAAGGGAAAACGGUAUGCUGUAAGAAAUCUUUUGCACAACUACAUUACCCUAUACUACUGUAGGGUGCUGUAACUACAUUACCCUAUACUACAGUAAGGUGCUGUAACUACAUUACCAUAUACUACAGUGAGGUUCUGUAACUACAUUACCCUAUACUACAGUAAGGUGCUGUAACUACAUUACCCUAUACUACAGUAAGGUGCUGUAACUACAUUACCAUAUACUACAGUAAGGUUCUGUAACUACAUUACCCUAUACUACUGUAGGGUGCUGUAACUACAUUACCCUAUACUACUGUAGGGUGCUGUAACUACAUUACCCUAUACUACAGUAAGGUGCUGUAACUGCAUUACCAUAUACUACUGUAGGGUGCUGUAACUACAUUACCCUAUACUACUGUAGGGUGCUGUAACUACAUUACCCUAUACUACAGUAAGGUGCUGUAACUACAUUACCCUAUACCACUGUACGGUGUUGACACUGCAUUAUCCCAUACUACAGCAAGGUGCUGUAACUACAUUACCCUAUACUACAGUAAGGUGUUGUAACUACACUACCCUAUACUACAGUAAGGUGAUGUAACUACAUUACCCUAUACACUGUGAAGUGGUGUAGCUACAUUACCCUAUACUACUGUAAAGUGGUGUAACUACAUUACCCUAUACUACUGUAAAGUGGUGUAACCACAUUACCCUAUACUACUGUAAGGUGCUGUAACUACAUUACCCUAUACUACUGUGAGGGGAUGUAACUGCAUUACCCUAUGCUACUGUAAAGUGGUGUAACUACAUUACCCUAUACUACAGUAAGGUGCUGUAACUACAUUACCGUAUACUACAGUAAGGUGAUGUAACUACAUUACCCUAUACUACAGUAAGGUGAUGUAACUACAUUACCCUAUACAACUGUAAGGUGCUGUGACUACAUUACCCUACAUCACUGCAUGGUGUUGUAACUACAUUACCCUAUACUGCAGUAAGGUGUUGUAACUGCAUUACCCUAUACUACUGUAAGGUGAUGUAACUGCAUUACCCUAUACUACUGUAAGGUGCUGUGACUACAUUACCCUAUACCACUGUAAGGUGCUGUCACUACAUUACCCUAUACUACUACUGCAAAGGUUGGGGGCAAUUCCAGUCAAUUCAGGAAGUUUUCCAAUGCUUUUCAAUGAGCAACAUUUGGAAUCGGAAUUUGGGUUGCCUUUGAAUAAAUAAUAGCAAUAAUAAUUUAUUCAUCUUGUAUAGCACUUUUCAUGACAGAAAAUAAUCUCAAAACACAUAAAAAGGAAAAUAAACAAACAGCAAAUUUUAAAAUAGAGAUGGUGGAGAGACUGAAUGUCUCUGUUUGACUUGGGAUGGAAGGCUGGGAGUUGAGGCCGUUUGGAUUGGAAAGGCAGUGUCGCUCCAGAGGAUGGGACCUCGACGAUACAGAGAGAGGAGGGGACCUCGACGAUACAGAGAGAGGAGGGGACCUCGACGAUACAGAGAGAGGAGGGGACCUCGACGAUACAGAGAGAGGAGGGGACCUCGACGAUACAGAGAGAGGAGGGGACCUCGACGAUACAGAGACAGGAGGGGACCUCGACGAUACAGAGACAGGAGGGGACCUCGACGAUACAGAGACAGGAGGGGACCUCGACGAUACAGA